This is a messenger RNA of Exaiptasia diaphana, 1803 nucleotides long. RefSeq names its product lysosomal alpha-glucosidase. The record is from RefSeq and is a predicted model, not a curated record. Lineage: Eukaryota; Metazoa; Cnidaria; Anthozoa; Actiniaria; Aiptasiidae. Gene Ontology annotation, biological process: carbohydrate metabolic process. Gene Ontology annotation, molecular function: alpha-1,4-glucosidase activity; carbohydrate binding.
GUCAUAGGAAAACCUUACCUUCCCCCGUACUGGGGCUUAGGCUACCAUCUAUGUCGAUGGGGYUAUGGAAGUCUGGAGAGAACUAUUCAAGUAAAUAGUAACAUGCGUGCAAAGGGAAUUCCUCAAGAUGUACAGUGGAAUGAUAUUGAAUACAUGCGAGAUCACCUUGAUUUUACUGUGGAUCCUUCUAAGUGGAAUGGACUGGGAGAUUUUGUAAAGAAAAUCCAAAGUCAGUACAAUCAACACUAUAUUCCCAUCGUGGAUCCUGGCAUUAGUAAUACCCAACCAAGUGGAUCAUACAAGCCAUACAGUGAUGGUUUGUCAAUGGACGUGUUUGUAAAGACCACAGAAGGACAGCCACUAGUAGGACAGGUUUGGCCAGGGAACACUGUAUUCCCCGACUUCUUCAGCAAAAAUGCACAGCAGUACUGGACAGAACAAUUAUCAGCAUUUCACGACGAGGUACCUUUUGAUGGACUCUGGAUUGACAUGAACGAGCCCUCAAACUUUGUGGAAGGGUCGACAAGUGGUUGUCCUGCAUCAAAAUGGGAUAGUCCUCCUUACACUCCACAUAUCAUUGGAAAUACAUUAAAGAGCAAGACGAUAUGUAUGUCUGCCAAUCAAAAUGGAUAUCGACACUAUGACGUACACAGUCUCUAUGGUUAUAGCGAGACUGUGGCAACAAUGAAGGCUCUAGAAACUGUCCGGAAUUUUGAAUUUCAACCUUUUUGGGAUACCGUUGGUUGGUGCAGACAUUUGCGGCUUUAUUGGAAAUACUAACUUUGAACUUUGUGCAAGAUGGACUCAACUUGGAGCAUUUUAUCCCUUUUCAAGAAAUCAUAACACGAUCAACAACCAGCCACAGGAUCCYACUGCCUUUGGUGACAAUUUUGCAGCAAUGGCUCGUAACGUGCUAUUAAUGAGAUACCGUCUUCUUCCAUAUUUGUACACGUUGUUUGCCAACGCUCAUGUAAACGGCGGUACUGUAGCAAGACCKUUAUUCUUCGAAUUUACAAACGAUAGCAAAACACUUCCCAUCGAUCAGCAGUUCAUGUGGGGCUCGUCGCUUCUAAUAACUCCCGUCAUGCAACAGCCGCAAGAACCCCUUCGAACUUAUUGUUGCUCUGUCAGGACAAGAUGGCGUACCAGCAAAGGGAGAGGUUUUCAUAGAUGAUGGGGAAUCUCUUGGCCCUGUCACAAAAGCUCCAUACCUUCACGUCGAUUUUGUAGCAGACCAUGCACUACAUUCAUCUGUGGACCCUAAGAGUUCCUACACGCCUGAAGCUAAACUCGCCAAUAUAACUUUCUACGGAUUUGGACAUAAACCCUCUAGYGUGACGGUGAAUGGUCACGCAAUCUCUACGUACACAUAUGAUGACGGGCUCAAGGUGCUCAAGAUAACUGGAUUACAGCUCUCUCUUGAUCAGCCAUUUAAUGUCACUUACGAUUAAUAACAAGAUAUAUUUUUGUAAUUGAAGCGGGUUAAUUUUUUAUUAGAAUAUAAGCAAUAUAUCGGUGCGCAUAAACUGGUUUUGUGUUUUCUAAUGACSGCAYGAACACUGCAACCUCGUUAAUCYGUCCACCGAGUGGACACUGAAAAGUGGCCGGAUUAAUUGGGUAGAAAAGUAUGGGGGUUUAGUUUGCUGGGAACUAAAAACUUCGCCGUUAAUGUGAUGGUGUUGAAAGACGUUUAUAGCAAUUUAUCACACAAACACCUUGUUGUUUUUUAAAGAUUCUUAUUUCAAUAAAUACAUAUAAUACUAUUAGUAAUGCAAACAAACACCUGUUUGCAAAAGUGAUAAA